Messenger RNA from Gracilinanus agilis (Agile Gracile Mouse Opossum), 488 nucleotides. Its product is annotated as pre-B lymphocyte protein 3-like. The annotation marks the transcript as partial. The transcript has a single exon. The record is from RefSeq and is a predicted model, not a curated record. Gene Ontology annotation, biological process: immunoglobulin production; immune response. Lineage: Eukaryota; Metazoa; Chordata; Mammalia; Didelphimorphia; Didelphidae.
AGCCAGCCCGACGCCCUGGUGGUGCUUCCGGGCCAGACGGCGCGGCUGCUGUGCUCCCUGCAGCCAGGCGAGGCCAUCGCGGAGCGCGGCGUGUCGUGGUUCCAGCAGGCCCCGGGCAGCGCGCCCCGCUUCCUGCUGCACUACUACUCGGAGGACGAGCAGGAGCGGCGCCCGGGGCUCCCGCAGCGCUUCGGGGCCUCCAAGGACGCCGGCCUCAACGCCUGCGUGCUCACCAUCUCCCCGGUGCAGCCCGAGGACGACGCCCACUACUACUGCUCCGUGGCCUACUAGGGCCCGGCCCGGCCCGGCCCGGCCCGGCCCGCCGCUUCUUUCCUAGCCGCCUCCCUUCCCCGGCCCUCCCGCAGACCCUGGGCCCAUCCACCCCUCCCAACCCCUGGCCCCUCCCAAUGCGCAGGCGUGCCCUCGGCCCCGCCUCUUCCGGUGCAUCCUCCGGUUGCCAUGGUGACGCGGAGCUGCCUGAGCCCGGC